AUCAUCCAAGGCACAUACUUUAACUUAACUGUCUGAGGAUAAAACUACAGUCCCUAUAAUGCCCCCGCUUCUUGGGCUCUCAUGAUAGAACAGAUCCACAAAUCCCUCACUUCUUUGUACUGCUAUUAACAUUUCAUAAACAGCAAUUCAUUAAAACUACCAAAGAAACUUGCUUCACCAUUAAAAAUAAAGAAAUCUGCCAAACAGAUGACUUUAUAAAAGCCAAAAGAGUUCAAAUAUAGUGCUUGGAGGUUGUGACUCAACCACUGAAUGUUCCUCUGUCAGCAUGUUUACUCAGUGUUGUGGAGCACACUUAAAGACAGGACUCCUGGGGAGAGCUGUUGGUACCAAAGCAGACUUUGUUAGAUAUUCUUAGAUCAGAUCAUCACUGGAUUAAAUUAGAAUUGUGUUAUUUUUAACUACUGGACUGCUUGUCUACAUUUGAACAGUGGCUUGAUUUGGUUUUAAAAAAUAAAAAGAUUCCUCAAAGCAAAAGAGUUGAUUUGAUAACCUAACAUGCAGCUGCAUCGCUGAGAAAUAAAACACCCGUCCCUGCUGCUGGGGUUUGCUUUGGCUCUGAGCGACAACGCCAACAAACCAGUGCACAGAUUCAUCUCGACCACUAAUGCAUACUGUGUUGAAUGACAGCUACAACAUGUGCCCAUUACAGUUUUCAUUUCAAGCCAAUGGCUGGGGAGCGGAACUUGCCCACAAGCUUGCGAGAAAGUGUGAUGUUGUAAACAGAGGACUGUCGGGCUACAACUCCAGAUGGGGCAAAAUCCUUCUUCCUCGCAUCAUCAACACUCAGAACUCAGCAGACAACAACAUAGCUGCUGUCACUGUCUUCUUUGGAGCCAACGACAGUGCACUAAAAGAUGAAAACCCCCAGCAGCACGUCCCUGUUCAGGAGUACUCAGAGAACCUGAAGGAGAUCACCAGGCUUCUGGCUUCAGCCGGAGUUUCAGCAGACAGAGUGAUCUUCAUCACCCCUCCGCCUCUUCACGAGGCAGCCUGGGAGAAGGAGUGCAUUUUGAAAGGAUGUUCUCUCAAUCGUCACAACUCUGUAGCGGGGCUGUAUGCGCAGGCUUGUGUGCAUGCCGCCGGUCAGUGUGGCUCAGAUGUGCUGGACCUGUGGACACUCAUGCAGAAGGACGGGCAGGACUUCACAGCAUACCUGUCCGACGGGCUGCAUCUCUCAGAAAAGGGAAACCAAUUUGUGGCUCAGCACCUGUGGGGACUGCUGGAGAGUCGCGUGGCCGACCUGCCCUUCAUCCUGCCCUACUGGGGAGACAUCGACGCCAAGAGCCCUGAGAGCAGCCUCCUCUGUGAGCAGUGAAGCCUUACAGAACAUCUGGAAAGUCUAUUUAAAAAACUCACUAGUAUUUGUGUGUUGCACUUAAAUACAAAUCAAAUGCGAGACUGUGUAUUCUGUUUAAAAUGCACAAUAAAGAUUUUUAUUUUAA
Molecule: messenger RNA, 1463 nt
Organism: Acanthopagrus latus (yellowfin seabream)
Lineage: Eukaryota; Metazoa; Chordata; Actinopteri; Spariformes; Sparidae
Gene: iah1
Product: isoamyl acetate hydrolyzing esterase 1 (putative)
Exons: 6
Coding region: 626-1336 (236 amino acids)
Molecular function (GO): hydrolase activity, acting on ester bonds
Source: RefSeq, a predicted model, not a curated record